Messenger RNA from Stylophora pistillata, 8281 nucleotides. RefSeq lists its product as uncharacterized. Gene Ontology annotation, biological process: proteolysis; extracellular matrix organization. Gene Ontology annotation, molecular function: metalloendopeptidase activity; protein binding. NCBI's taxonomy places the organism in Eukaryota, Metazoa, Cnidaria, Anthozoa, Scleractinia, Pocilloporidae. The record is from RefSeq and is a predicted model, not a curated record. Gene Ontology annotation, cellular component: extracellular matrix.
CCUGCCCAACAGGUCCCGUAAGAACCAUGAAAGAUACAUAUUCACUGAGUGCCCUAACGCUGAGCUUUUCGCCAGGAAGGCUUUCCUCCGCAAUCAUUGUACUGUUUGUGUUGUCAAAUGGAAUAUUCGUGUUCACGCGGGCUAAUGUGAAGAACCGUCCGCGUAAUGCUGACAGUCGGGAAUUUCAAAAUACGGCAGACGGCGAGGAAUUUUAUGAACCAUUUUAUGAAUGGUCUGUGUGGAGUCCGUGUUCUCGCACCUGUGGAGUUGGUGUAAAGUUUCGAGGACAGCUAUGCCUUAGGGAGAACAAGGCUUUGUGUCAAAAGAAAUCCAGAACUUAUCAAACGUGUAACACCCAGGCUUGUCCCAAAGAAAGCGAGAAUUUCCGUGACGAGCAGUGUGCAACGUACAACGGACGAGAUAUAUUCAUCAAUGGCGAAAGAGCUAAAUGGAAGUCAUAUAAUCGAGGUGGCAACCAAUGUUUAUUAUUUUGCUAUCCUGAUGGAGAAGAAUUAUUUUAUUACUUUGGAAAAACCAGAGAUGGGACCCAGUGUUCCAAAGAACCUUACGGUGUUUGUGUACGUGGACAAUGCAAAUCCGUUGGAUGUGACUAUAAACUCGAGUCAGGAGUGUAUAUGGACAAAUGUCGAGUUUGUGGUGGAAAUUCUACCACAUGUCAGCCAAUGAGGGGAAGAAUUGAAAGGUCUCCAACAGUUUUUGAACGACUGUCAGGCUACGCCGAUUUGCUGGUGAUACCUAAAGGAGCAACGAGUAUUGUAAUUACAGAUAAUACCUGGAACUAUUUAGCUCUUAAAAGACAAAAUGGUGAAUAUGUCAUCAAUGGCAAUAGAAUUGUCAACUGGUCUGGUAUUUUCAAAGUUGGCGAUGUCGAAUUGCAGUACAAUAGAAUCUCAAACAACAUCAAAGAGACAAUUGAGAUAACUGGGCCAACAGCAGAAGACGUCACUAUAAUGUCUCUAUUAAUGGCGGGUAAGGUCAAGAUGAGCUUUGAGUACUGGAAAGCGGAUGGAGUUUACGCCGCAGGAGAUACACUGCAAGCUGAAAAACAAGACCACCUAGUCUUACAAAUGGGCUGGGGACGCUGGACGACCUGUUCCGCUUCCUGCGGGGGAGGAAUCAAAGUACGUUCACGAUACCGCGCUAUAGAGGCCGUUGCAUCAUUCCGUAACAAGGAGACUGACGUCCAAAGAUGUAACACCGAACCGUGUCAUAUGAUGAAAGCCGCGUGGUCGGAGUGGGGUACUUGGGGUGACUGCAGUGUCACUUGUGGAGGAGGAGCCAGGAUGAGGUUUCGUUACUGUAAGAAGUCCAGUGCCAUUUCUAGAUCCAGAUGCCCUGGAAGACGGUAUGCUGUGGAACAAUGCAACGUAAAGGAAUGUCCUAACAAAGAAACGAUGUCAGCUACGUCAACAAUGCGAAAACACACUUCAUUGUUAAUAGUUACCUCAUCCUCGACUCCUCAGUCGGGGAAGUCUGGAGAAGAAGGGAAGAGAAUAACAGAGCCGCUAAGAAUACCAAAAACCUCUAAAUUAAGAUCAGCCUCUAAAUAUCACGAACGUCAUGAAACGUCCACAAAGAAAUUAUCACAGGAUAGCACGCAGACUGCAUUUUCCAGAGGAGAGCGGUGGAAUUCUCUUUCAUCUAGUAUAAAUACAUCAUUUGAAACUUCAAAAUCGAGGCUUCUUUUGUCUUCAAUAAAGCAGACCACGAAGGCUUACACCAUUGCACUUUCCACAAGAAGUCUGAAGGAGGUUUCUAGCUUGUCCAGUAAAUUCUUGGGUCUGGAAACUACAUCAUUCGAUCACAAACAAACAUUGUCCGUGUCGUUGGCGAAAGAGAAACCAGGCUUGCCUGCUUCGCCUGUAAGAAAGGGUACAGUAAAGCCUACCGAAAUUCGUUCGUUCAGUUCCUCAAUGCUAGUAUCUGAUGUUGGAGCGGGCUUCAGUGUUUUUUCUACAAGUACCUCAGUUCCAGAAAGAUAUGGGAUUGUUAGGCCGUCUGUGGGUUUAUUGGACACUGCCAAGGCGUCUAAUUUGCGUACGACUUCCAUAGGGUUGAAAGUCUCACUACACUCUGGUGUUACACCUCGUCCGAGCGAAGUUAAUAAUCACACUACUUCUUUCGGAUUUGGAACAAUAUCAAGUAAAAUUGACAGGAAGUCCGUUUUAGCGUCAUUCAGUAAAGAAACUGCUGACCAAUCGGUAACGAUGGAUAGGAGGCAAGAGGUGGUACCCAGCUCAAAAUUGAGUAUAUUUGAAAGGACGUUAUCACACCAGUAUUCUGUUGAUUUAAAGGAACGUAAAACCCAGGACAGGAAACACCAGUCAGUAACCUUAUCACAGGCAAGUGAUAUCCGCAAUGAGAUAUCUGUGCUAGUAACUACACAAUUGAAGCGAAUUCCGUCAAGUUCCAGGGAGACCUUAAACUCAUCUACCACAGACAUAACAAGGAUUGACCUGCGUCUAAAGAAUUUUAGUGAAGCCGCUUUGCAAAGUCAUAGGAAGAAAAUUCUCUCAACAAAGGAUUUCAGUACCAGCCACUAUUCCCCGCCUGUUGAGUUAACAGAAACACUCAGAUCUGGUUCUUCAUCAAUUACGAAUGUUUUACUUAUUAAGCCAACACGCUCUAAUCCAAUGAGCAAAACAAACGAACUUAAAUUAUCAGUAAACACUACUUUGAGACAAAGCUUGGAAAUAAGACCAGAAUCUACAUCAGUUUCCUCGGCUUUCCAUCUGUUGCAUCUCCCAUGGCAAACCCUAACUGACUUUCUCUUUUCACGUCGAUCAUCGAAACCGAUUCUUCAGACGUCAAAGCUUAUGUCAACUCAAAUAACUGUUUCAAAAAAGGUGGACGCAUCUUACAACAUCUCGAAACCUCGUUUUCUCCCUUUUACAAGCUCCUUCGUUGGCUUUAGAAUCUCGUCUCAACAGUUUACAAUGACGGCAGAGUUAAAACCACAAAUGCAGUCAUCAUUUUCUAUUGAAAAGGACAUAGGCUAUAAGUUUUCGUUUUCCGGUAACUAUAAACCUCCGAUCGUCAAUACAAAGGAUUAUGCUGAUUUUACCUCCUCCUCAUCAUCUUCAUCAUCAUCAUCAUCAUCUUCAUCAUCAUUAUCACCAUCAUCACUGUCAUAUUUGAAGUUAAGUCCCCCACAAAAAAGAAAUCCAAUGACCGAUUCACCUUCAGAGAAAGGUUAUCUUUCAAAAACAAUAAUAGCGAAACCGGAACAUUUAGCAAAGACAUCACCUACAAAUUCAAGCGGACAAUUUUCUUCAGCGAACGGAUCUAAGUCUUCGUCAGCCACUUUGGGAGAUAGCCAUCUUUUUACAGUGACAGAAUCCUUUUCACCUGGCCAUGAAACAAAAAGUCAAGCAGCGACCACUCGUAAGCAACGUUUCAAUGAGUCAUCCACCCAGGCAUCGAUACCAUUAGUGACGUCAUCUUUUCGCACAUCAAUUCUUCCGUCAGCCUCCUCGGCUGUUAGGAUAAAAUCGUCGCCAUUGUCAGAUAUUUUUGGUAGUUCGCAUUCAAGUAAACAUACCAAAUCAUCAAUUUCACUGAGGUUAACCUCUACAACAGAAACAGUGGCCAUGGCCAUGAGUUCCUCAAAGUCAUGGUUACCUUCAAGGCAAAUUCUGCACUCAGUUUUGUCUUCAGAACUUACUCCGUCGUCACCCAGUACUCUUUCUUUACAAUACCGAGGCGUUACUUCCGCAAUGGAAGGAAAAGUUGGCAAACAAGUGGAGUCAUAUUUCAAUCCGAAAUCGAGCUCCCAGAGAAAAAUUAAAGAAAUGAUAAGCCUUACCAGAGAGAACAAAUUUCACACGCUUUCAUCCUAUUUUAACACGCCAGUUAACAUCAAAGCUACGUUUAUUGAAUCAGAAUCUCUUGGAAGGCAUUUCCCAGAACAGCUAUUCCCAUCACAAACAUUUAUAGAGUUCACCCUAACAACGGACAUAGAAGAAAAAAAGGGUUCUAUGAGUAACUUAAAAUCUUCGCUACAAAAGAGUAACACGCUACUUUCAAAGCAUAUUCCUUUUACAUCGAUGCCAACGCGAGACCUCACGAAAGUCCUCGUGCAUUCUUUAAAAACGCCAUUAUUGCAACCAGUGCCUAUUCCCACGUCUUUAGAAAAAGAGCUCGGGACAAAUAAAAAGAAGUUGUUGACAACACCAGCCUUACAUUCACUUACCUCGCAGCAAUUUAGCUCAGGAAGAUACGAUGAGGGAACCUUCAAUAAUAAAGGUUCUCUCACACUUUUGCCGUCAUCACAACAUGUGCCAUUAUCAGUAUUUCAUUUUAUUAACCUAGAUCAUGUAAAAGUUACUACUACCUUGCUGGACUCUUCAAUAACUUCAUCAUCUCAAAACGAAGUUCUUCCAUUGACUUCACCGCAAGCUAGUACGUCUACAAGAAAUAAUAUUCCUCGAGGUCUACCUUCUAGCUCAACACUAAGGGAGAAAACUAGUGGAAGUUUUAAUGAUUCCUUGAGAAUGUUCUCACAGCCGUCUCGCUCACCGUCUAUACUAGUAAAUUCCGUCUCAAUAGAUGAAAGAUCGGUAACUGCAACCUUCAGCUCUGCCCAAAUAGUCUCGUCGUUCAAGCAUGAGGAAUUAUCGCUAGAACGUCAACCUCUCGGUGCAACCAAGGAAGCGGACUUUAAAAUAAACUUGAGGAGUUACUCUGAAAGUUUAUCGAAACAGCCCAUGCUCUAUUCGAAAUCUUCCUAUCAAAGUGGUUUGCUCCACCCUCUCUCUCGAUUCUCUGAGCUAAGUGAUUCAGCCCCUCAAACGAGAACUCAGUUGACUUUUUUGAAAUCGUCUCCUUCGGCAGUGUCCUCGAAUUCUGGCUCAGCCGCAAGUAGCGACACCGCGGCAAGACGUUGGGAACAGGACUCUGUACCAAGCCCAUUGCCAUUGUCUAAAUCGCCCUCAGUAUCACCUUCGCAGCUUAGCCGAACUAAGACACCUAAAUCCCAAACCCUCAUGGCACACUCAUUCAACGACUCGUCGUCAACUAAAUUCACAACAUCAUCAUUGUCUCCGGAUAUGAUCGCGGUGAUGGAGAAAACAGCAGCGGAAAGCUCAGUAGAUUGUCAAGCAGGAGAUAGCUCGACAAAAUUUCCCAUGCUUAAGCCAUACAGCUUCUUGAUAGGAGUACAAGAAAUAAGUAUUGCUGAAAACAAUUUCAAAGCUUCUAAGGUAGAGCAUAAAAUACCUCUCUCAUCAAUACAGUUGAACUUUGUGACCAAGACAGAAAUCGCACCAGAAGCCACCGACUCUCUAAAAAUAUCCUCAAACAUACAUGAAAUACCAUCACAGCUUUCUCCACAGAUUACCUCACAGCCAGGAGUGAAAAUCCCGAUACGCGAUAAAGAUUCUUUAACAAUGUAUGAGAUGCUCUCUCUUCUUCCUUCAAAGACCUCCUCAGUAAUAAAAGUUGACUCCACCUCAAGCCUUAUGCAACAUCUUUCAAUAAGGUUUUCACCGUAUCCUACCUUCUCAGCAGACGCACAAUCCACCAGAGGACAACUACAUUCUUCGUCAUUGCAGCGCAUCAGUUUGUCGAAUAUUCCUCGGUCUAGCUCAUCUGUACAACCAGACACUGUGAAAAGCUUUGUGGGAUCUUUGAAAAUGUCUCCUUCAAGGAAAACAGACGAAUCGCCUAUCGCUGUCCAGUUAAAAUCCACUCAAAUAAGCACAGCAAGCUUCAGUGAGAAUCCAUCGCGUUUCUCACUGAGUAAACAAGUGUUAUCAUCAGUGUCUCUACCUCUAGGCUCAUCAUUAAAACAUGAAACCAGAAUGAGUGUGAAUAUAGCGCAUUCUAUAACAAGCUCGCCAACAGGACGACGCACAUUACCACUUUCUCAGCAGUUGAAUUUGGAAAUGAAAGAACAGGACAUGACAAACCGAGAAUAUUCUGUUGUGUCUUCAUCAAGGAAACCAAAGUCAACAGCAGAAAUUCCAGGCUCACUAAAACCUUAUUCAAGAGCGGAUGAAACUCAAUCGUUGCCAUCUUCGCCACUACUUCUACAGUCCACAGCUAAAAGCACGCCAAGCCCGAGGGAUUCGUUUCACAUUUUAUCUUCAAAGCAUGGAGUUUCAACAUCUUAUGCAGAAAGAAGCUCAAAUUUUAUUGCUGAGGUGAUUAGAGGCAUGAUGGAUUCAACGAAACCAAUCUCUGUAAGGGAUGGAAUGCCCUCAUCUCUUGCUUUAGUGAUCAGCCCUAGUCCAGAAAUGCAAUCCAUGAGAAGCACGUUGGAAUUCUCGACGAUUUUCUCUUCAGAGAAUCACACGGGAAUGAUAUCCUCUCGUUUUACCCUGGUAGAGCCUAUCACAAGCCUUCCAAGUUUGAAAACUCUGUCAUUCAAACGAGAAAAUGCGAUUUCAAUAAGUUCUUCAUUCAGUGGAACUCAGUUUCAAUCCAAAAGGCGAAAGGAUUCUUUAAUGGGUUUGUCAUCUUCCAGACAUGAGGCAUUCCCAUCGGUUCAACAAGUAAGUUCGCCUCUAACAAGUCUUAUGGACUACUCAGCGAAAAUGUCAAGCCAUGAGGUCAUAGUAUUAAGCUCAUCCUACGGUCAAGAGUGGUUAGAAAGAUCAAAUUUGCCUGUUUCAUUUGCCUCUGAGAAGCAAACUCAAAGUUUUAGCUCCAAGAAUUUCCCUCCGUCAACUUCAUCGUCAGAGAAGAAAAUAUUUCAUUCAACUACUGCUAGUUUGAAAUUGAAGUCAACGAAAAUUGUACCAGUAUCUACAUCAUCACUGGAACUGGUUUCGGUAACAGCUCAUACAACGAUUCUAGAAGGAAAAUCAACUCGCUGUCCACCGUGCAGUUUUUCGGAGAGGCUACACGAGAAGUACUGUUCAAGCGAUUAUGCUAUACUAGUUCGUAUUCGCACUGGGGCAAUCACGAACGGGAGCGAAUCCUAUCAUCUCACCAAAAUAAAAAGAAUAUUCAAGACGAAUAAACCAGUGAAAAAGAGGCUAGAGAUAAGAUUUACCAAUGGAUAUUGUAACUGCAAACCUGAUUUCUUGCUGAGGAAAUAUUAUUUUGUUUUUGGGAAUCAUGUGUCAUGGAACAGAACGACAUCGUUCUUGGAAGUUAAUCAAGAUAGUUUCGUGGUUGAAUGGAAGGAGACAUUGGAAAAAGAAAUAAAUAUUUUGGAAGAAAGAUGUACAAGACUUUCCAUAAUUCCUACGCCAAGAAUUUCACCGACUGUCUCCCAGGUCACCACCCCAUCUUUGCAUCUCGAAAGAAAAUCAGCCACUGGAGCGUUAUUAUCGACUCCUAGUACUGGAAUAGAAACACCUACUUCCCGAGUGACAAUUGAAGCCACAAUUCUGUCGACAGCAACAAUAGAAGAAACUACGACCCUACCGCCGCCUGUCACACUACCAUCAACAGACCAACCGAGUGCAAAAUGCCGAGUAUGUCAAACAUCAAGGAAACGGAAUAAAUACUACUGUGACAGCGACUAUGUUAUCCGAGCUAAAGUUUUGAAAGAAUCGUACAACGAAGUUCUUAAAGAAAGAAGAUAUCGAGUAAGGAUCAUGACAGUUUUCAAAAGCAAAAGGAAACUGCAAGGCAGAGAUGAUAUUUUUGUUUUCAAUGACUACUGUCACUGUCCUAAACUCCAAAUAAGAGAGCAGUAUGUAAUAAUGGGAAAAGAGAGGAACACGGGACUAGAAGACCUUGGCGCAAACUCUCAAUUAGUGAUUCCUCCAAGACCAUUUGUUUGGAAGUGGAGAUCAAGAAUGACUGCAGGACUCAAAUCCAUUAGAGACAUCUGCGACAGUUAAAUAAAUUGAUCAAGUUGUAUUUAAAGCUUAAGACUUCCUUAACAUUCAAACAAGCAAAGCCAAAAGGUCAAAUAUGAAGUUGCAGCAAUACAUCAUUUACUGUGAGUGUCCCGUGCUUUUCGGAGCCAUUUGCUUAAGAAACCUAUUUUCAAUAAUUGCCUGUUUAUGUCUUGUAUGUGUAAUAAAAAGUCAUCCCUUUGUUUUCAUAUAGCACCCAUGUAGCUCUAUACAGCAACGUAGAACCAUUGGCUGUCAGCCCAAGUCAUUAUAGUUUGUAAUAAAUAAUUGAAACCCCAUAGAGCUAAGUUACAGAAAAAGAGCAGCAAGGAUAACUUCGUUCAUUAUUUAAUAAAAAGUUUUAUUAUAGUGAUUUUUUAUCACUAUUAUUUUCUGUUGUUUUUUUAUCACAAAUAUAUGACACAGAUCACAACUAAACAGUGUAACAGCAUACAGCGCAGGUAGUA